Messenger RNA from Capsaspora owczarzaki ATCC 30864, 1538 nucleotides. RefSeq lists its product as hypothetical. Gene Ontology annotation, molecular function: protein binding. The record is from RefSeq and is a predicted model, not a curated record. NCBI's taxonomy places the organism in Eukaryota, Filasterea, Ministeriida, Capsasporidae. The coding region runs from base 25 to 1392 and encodes 455 amino acids. The transcript is spliced from 3 exons.
ACCUGAACCGCUCGCUCUCGCACGAUGACUUCGCUGCCGACGCUGCCGCUGGAGCUGCUGGAACUCAUCCUGGGCGACCCGGCAGUGAGCGUGCGCGAUCUCGUGGCUGUCUCUGCCACCUGCCGUGCGCUGCGCGAUGUGGUCGAGCUGGGCUCGGAUGCAAUCUGGCGCCGACACUGCGUUGCGACGUUCAGCGUGGACGAGUCCAACCCCGACCAGGAUACCGACGCGCCACUCGAUCCGCGAGAGCUCACAAGCAUCAUGUCAGCUGCUGGCGGAGAUGGAACGCAGGUCGACCAAGAGCGCGUGCACGAAGCCGCCCGAGCUCGCGGCAUCCCGUCGUGCGCGCUCAAUCCGACGCUGUGGCGGACGGCGGACGAGUCGCGCAACGACCGCGCAGCAGCAGCAGGGUCGCCGUGGCGUCGUCGAUACAUUCGACAUCAUCUAGCGUUUGGCCACUUGCUUCCAACGUACACGCGCAUGCGUCGCGCUUGGCGGAUAUUCACAGGUUGGCUCCGUGUCAACUCCCCUCGCAUUCACGGGCUGCUCCGACCGGGGACGCUUGGAUUAUUGUAUCCUGCAAGCAAGUACGCAUCCCUCACACAGGCAGUACUUUGCCUCUAUCGCAUGAACGAUGGCCAAAACAUAGGAAUGCCGGUUUUCGGGACGGCGGGCGCGUACGACGAGGUGCGCGACCUGUUUUUUCCACGCCUCCGUGAGCUGGAUGUGCUCGGCAGGCAGUUGAUCAGGUUUAUGGGAGCCCCAUGCAUUGUGAUGCCACUACUUGAGCCGAACGCGGACGCUCGUGACGCGCCCCUGUUGGACCUCAUCUCCUUUGACUCGAAGGGGUUGGAUGGGUUUCAAACCAAUUCGCUGACAGAAUGGAUUGAAGGGUAUGCUCGCGAUCUUGCCAGCACAAGGCUCAUUGCCGACGACAAUGGCGUGAUUGAUCUCUUCCCCACCUUUGGCGAGGGCGUCAGCACGGCAACCACAAAUGGCAUCCAGAUCAGCAUGAGUAGUUUGCCAUGGCCCUCACGCACUCGGCUGCACGAAAAUGGCUCUGAAUACGGCUUUAUUUACAAACUGCGCAUGGUUGGAACGAAUGCCAUGCCCGCAGGUGCACGGUACAAGCUGGCGUCCAGGCGGUGGGUAAUUGAGCAGCCCGACACGCCAAGCGAGACUGUUGAGGGACCGGGCGUCGUUGGCCUCUAUCCCGAGAUUGCGGCUGGAUCCCAUUUUCAGUACUGCUCUGCGACGAGCUACUCGACCAGGAUGGGUGGAUCGAUGCGAGGGCACUUUGUCAUGCUCGACAUGAACGCGCCCAGCUACUCUUUCGCGGCUCAGAUUGCUCCCUGUGUCAUGACUGUUCCGCCAAUAACUCGAUUCGAGUAGACUUUUGCUUCUGCCACAAAAAAAUCCAACGUGGAUGGCAUGAAAGUGAGAACAUACGAUUGAAUUGAGGUUGGAGCAAAGAAAUACAUGCAACAAAACCAAAAGGAAAAAGAAAAAAAAAAAAAGAGAAUAAAAGCGGCUCAGAC